Messenger RNA from Pelodiscus sinensis (Chinese soft-shelled turtle), 991 nucleotides. The record is from RefSeq and is a predicted model, not a curated record. Lineage: Eukaryota; Metazoa; Chordata; Testudines; Trionychidae.
GCUUGGAAUGGCAGGUUGUUCCAUCCACUCUUCUUGUCUUCAACCCCUUGGUGAGCUGGGAUUACCAGAACCCCAAACGAUGUCUUCUCACAAAGAUCUGUGCUGCCCUCGCCCGUCAUGCUGUCCCGACGUCUGCCCACAACCAUACGUUGAUGCCUGGAACCAGCCUUGUGUUACAUCGUGCGGUGACUCAAGUGCCGUGGUCUAUCCACCCCCAGUGAUAGUGCGGUUCCCAGGACCCAUUCUCGCCACCUGCCCUCAAGAGAGCUUCGUGGGAACUUCCCUACCAAAUGUCCCCUAUGGCUACGGGGGUUCCUAUGCAGGCGGCAACUUCGGUGGGUCCGUCAGUGCUGGGAGUGUCUCCGGUGGUACAUACGGGGGUUUAUAUAGCUAUGGGAAGAGAUAUGAUAGGAAGUGCUAUCCUUCUCGUUUUGGAGGUUGUGGGCCAUGUUAAACCCAGAAGCAAGUUCUGUGGAGCAAGGAACAACCCAGAAAUGAGCACCUGCAAUUGCACUUGAAAUUAAUGGGGUGUUGAAAGCGUUUGCUGCCUGAAUAAAUCAUGUUCCCUAUGCCUUCUGUCCCUUAGCUUGAUGGUCUCAAUGGUUUUACAGCUUAAUCCUAUGCUCACAUUAAUCCUAUGCUUUGCCCUAUCUGAUGCUGAAAUGUCCGUGAGAAUCUUAAAUGUUGUGAAAAAUGGGAUGUGAUUUUCAAAUCGACAUCUACAAAAAUGCAGCACGAUCACCUUGAAGAUCGUAUCAGAGAGGCAGCCUUGUUCACCUGGGUCUGCAAGAACAACCAGGAGGCCUGUGGCACCUUAGAGACUAGCAGAUUUAUUUUGGCAGCAGCAAUUAUGGGCCAAACUCCACUUUGUCAGAUGCAUUUUCUUGGAGUCAGUAAUUGUGGGUAGUUCUUCUUGCAACCCAUAAAAUACAUUCUCUGUACUCUGCAUUGCUACAUUCUGUGAGUGCAAUGCCCAAUGCUCAUUGAAAUA